This is a messenger RNA of Oncorhynchus kisutch (coho salmon), 2386 nucleotides long. RefSeq names its product magnesium transporter MRS2 (gene mrs2). Gene Ontology annotation, biological process: mitochondrial magnesium ion transmembrane transport. Lineage: Eukaryota; Metazoa; Chordata; Actinopteri; Salmoniformes; Salmonidae. Gene Ontology annotation, cellular component: mitochondrial inner membrane. The transcript has 11 exons. Gene Ontology annotation, molecular function: magnesium ion transmembrane transporter activity. Bases 753 to 2036 code for a protein of 427 amino acids. The record is from RefSeq and is a predicted model, not a curated record.
AUACACGAGCACGUGUUACUGUAACACCAAAACACCCCGAUGCCUGCCGGUUGUAGUUGCUCAGAGCCAGCUGUCCCUGUGUUUAGGAGGAAUAACGUAUCUUGGAUUUAGCAAUACCAGCUGCAAGCCUAUUGUUAUUUGUUAUUUUACUCACAUAUGGCACUUUUUUGCGACUGUGCGACAGGUUGAGAAGUUCGUUCGGGAAGCAUGAGCUAGUCUCCUGCUAGCAGCAUAGAAGUUUGUUCGUUAACGUUAGCAGUUAGCUAACUUACUAGCUAGCGCCUUGUUUGCGUGCUAACUAGCUAAAUAAAGGGGAUACCUAGUUAGUUUUACAACUGCAUGCAUUCAACUGAAAUGUGUCUUCUGAAUUUAACCCAACCCCUCUGAAUCAAAGAGGUGUGGAGGGCUGCCUUAAUCGACAUCUACGUCUUCGGCGCCCGGAAAACAGUGGGUUAACUGCCUUGCUCAGGGGCAGAACGACAGCUUUUUACCUUGUCAGCUCGGGGGUUUGAUCCAUCAUUUUACCCGACUUUGGACUGAAACGGUUGUAUGAUUUUGCAGAACAAACCACUGUCUUUGUCCAGUGCUACGUAGCCAGCUGAUAAGUUUACUAGCUACCUAGCCUACGUUAGUGAUUCUGUUCCGGAUGCAAGUGGAAUAACCAGUAAUGCAACUGAUCAGCUGGCUAGACCAACAAAGUAGCUAAAUAACUAAGGACACUUUGCUAAAAUGCAGUGGUGGUGAACAAAGCAAUGGAAGCUUGUUUCAAGUCGUUCACCAUGGGUGGUCUUCGGAGAUCUCUGGACAUUAAAUUCAGGGUCCUCGCCGGCUGUUUGACCUGCAGAACAGUGAGUUGUUCCAGAUCACCUAUAAAAUGCCAACUCUCCAAGCAUCAGCCGUUGACGAGGGGGAAAGCAACACUGUUGCGAUCAUGUCCGUCUGCAUAUUUAAUUCGCCAUAGAGGAACUGAGGCAUCCCUCUCCAGUGUGGCUCCUGCUUUUGUUGUGAUGAAAUUUGACGAAGAUGGAAAUGUAACCACAUUUGAGAAGAAGAAGAUGGAGCUGUAUCAUGAGCUGAGUCUGCAGGCCAGAGACCUCAGGUUCCAACACCUCACCAGCAUCACCGCUAGGAACAACAACAUCAUCAUUCGCAUGGAGGCCUUGAAGGCAGUCGUGACCCCCAAUAGCCUGUUGGUGUUGGAUUUCCGAGGUCUGGGAUUGGAGAGAUGGCUGGUCCUGGAGUUGGCUCCACAGUUGAAUGGGGAUCAUGGAGCUCUGGCCACUCAUUCACUGCCAUUUGAGUUCAGAGCCCUUGAAGCUAUUCUGCAGCACAGGGUAAACACCCUUCAGGCUCGACUGAAUGAGGUUCACCCUGUCAUCCUGGACAUUCUAGAGUCUCUUGUGGAUCCUAAACUACUCUCUGCAGAUCGCAGCAAACUGCAUAUACUUCUUCAGAACAGCAAGAACCUGUCAGAGCUGGAGACAGACAUCAAGGUCUUCAAGGACAGUCUGCUGAAGAUCCUAGAUGAAGAGGAGAUGAUCGAGGAGCUUUGUGUCACCAAGUGGACGGAUCCACGUGUGUUUGAGGAGAGCAGUCUGGGCAUUGAUCAUGCUGAGGAGAUGGAGCUUCUCCUGGAGAACUACUUUAUGCAGGCUGAGGAGCUGGGCAACACAACCAGGGAGCUCAAGGGCCUGAUAGACGACUCCGAGAGUGUUAUCUUCAUCAACCUGGACAGUCACCGGAACGUGAUGAUGCGUCUGAACCUGCAGCUCACCAUGGGGACCUUCUCACUCUCCCUAUUUGGCCUGAUGGGCGUCGCCUUCGGGAUGAACUUGGAAUCCACGUUUGAGGAGGACCCCAAGGUGUUCUGGCUGGUGACAGGCUUCAUGUUCCUGGGUAGUGGACUAAUCUGGAGGAGACUGCUCUCGUUCCUGGGUCGACACCUUGAGCCUACCAUCCCCCCACAGAUCCCAACAGUUUGGAAGAGAAAUCAAAUCAACUCAAAAGGAGGAGAGGUGAAGAGUGGACUAAGAUGAUAGUUCCUUGUUGCACCACCUCUCUGUUGAGGAAUCUGAACUGUUUGACUGUUUUCAUAAUACAGUGAGAUUUUCCACUCGUUUAUUGCAGAGGAAUGUUUUUUUUCUCUUCAUAAUCUCAAUAUCAGUUUUUUUGCAAUUAGUUUAAGACUGUUGUAAGCAGUAUUCAUGUAUUUAUUAACAUCCUGGAUAUAUUGUUAUAAUGAAGAACACUGUAUACCUCCAUCUGUAUUCAAGGAUACUGCACCAAUUCUUACGGUCCAAAAACAUGGUCCAACUGUUCACCAAAACCACUGUUCAAAUAGUUUUGACUGACUAUACAGCUAAUAAAUAAAGACAUUGAGUACUGA